Phoenix dactylifera (date palm) is the source of this 2521-nucleotide messenger RNA. Its product is annotated as putative WRKY transcription factor 14. Gene Ontology annotation, molecular function: transcription cis-regulatory region binding; DNA-binding transcription factor activity. Gene Ontology annotation, cellular component: nucleus. The record is from RefSeq and is a predicted model, not a curated record. NCBI's taxonomy places the organism in Eukaryota, Viridiplantae, Streptophyta, Magnoliopsida, Arecales, Arecaceae. Gene Ontology annotation, biological process: regulation of DNA-templated transcription.
UUAACAAUCUAUUCUUCCCUUCCUUUCUCUUUGUUGCGUAUGGAGAAGUCUCCACCAUGAAAAAGUCAGCGUCUUUGUUUAUAUAAAAUAUAAUCUCAUCUCUCUCUCUGUGUCUCCCCCUUCUUAGAAACUAUUUCUGGUGCUUGAUUUAAGAACAUCUUUGAGUUGUAGCCUGCCUCCCAUUUCUCACCUAAGUAUGUCUUCGAUGCUUCUGUGGUGCAAAGUCCAUUAGACAGUGCAAAGUUCAUUAGACUUAGAAAGGCUAAGCUUAGAUUUCCACAGUUUCAAACAUUUUAUGAGAUAUUGGAGAAGUUAUGUGUGACUUCUUCGGGGAAAGGAUGGAGAAUGACCAGGGCGACCUAGCUGACAUAGUCCGCGCCGGUGGUCGUGGCAGUCCGUUGAGCACCGAGUUCCCAAUCACGGACUGGCAGCUUCCUUCGGAACCCAUCACCUUCCCGCCGUCGACCGAGGGGCAGGCCGGCUACUUCGGUGACCCCUUCGCCGACCUCCGAGACCCGCUGCUCGACCAGUUCUUCAAUGGCCCGAGCACAUCAUCAGGCCUGGUCAGCAUGAGCUCGGAGGGUGGUAGUGAUGGCGGCGGCGGCGGCGGCGGAAGCAGCAGUGGGCUUGGAGCGCAGAACAUACUGAUAGGGGAGGAGAUGAAGAGGCCUUGUAAUAUCUUCUCGCGGGUGCUCCAGAUAUCUCCGGGCACCGCCAAGACUUCUCCGCUCGCGCCGAGGGCGAUCAAGCCUUCUCCGGCAGUACGCGACGACUUGGUGAAGGUGGCUGGUGGCUCGGUGGGCUUCCAAGUGGAUCCUGGCGCUAGGGUGCAGAUCUCGUCCCCUCGAGCUCCCGGGGUCAAGCGAAGAAAAAGUCAGGCAAAGAAAGUGGUUUGCAUUCCAGCACCGGCAGCGGCGGGCAGCAGAUCUAGUGGAGAGGUUGUUCCUUCUGAUCUAUGGGCUUGGAGGAAGUAUGGCCAAAAACCCAUCAAGGGUUCUCCUUAUCCAAGGGGCUAUUACAGAUGUAGCAGUUCGAAGGGAUGCUCGGCAAGGAAGCAAGUAGAGCGAAGCCGAACUGAUCCCAACAUGUUGGUCAUCACUUACACAUCCGAGCACAACCACCCAUGGCCAACCCAAAGGAACGCGCUUGCCGGAUCUACGAGGUCCCAAUCAUCAAAGAACAGCUCUUCAGCUUUAAAGAACUCUCCUCGUAAGCAAAAACCAGCCACAAGCCAUGAAGAGGAGUCGAUGGCGAUGACGAGCUCAAGCGCUCCUGCAGUAAAAGGAGAAGCGAGAGAGAUGGGGAAGGCCAUUGAUUCAGUCGAAAAUAAUGAAUUCGAUCAAGCGUUCCAGCAGAGCUACAAGGCCAUGAUCCCAGACUCAAACCAGCCCAAUGACUUCUUCGCAGAUUUGGCAGAACUGGAGCCUGACCCUAUGAGCCUUAUCUUCUCGAAAGGAUCAAUGGAAACCAAGCCUGAUGAGGAGAGGGGAGAGAGAGCUUUGGAUCCAUUCAACCUGUUUGAUUGGGCUGGGAACUCAUUUGAAGAAUCCAGAAAAGGUUUAUAGCAAGACAUUGGUACAACAAAACAUCUAUAAGAAACACAACCCUUAGUUUAUUUUACGGAGGUGCAGUUUUGUCCAAGGCCUAGGUAUAAACCUUGAAGUACAAGUUAGGAUCUUGAUGUGGGGGUAAGGAUCUCUUUCUGUUAUUGUUCCUUUUUCUUGUUAUUUAACAAAACAGUCCCUAGAUUAGGAGAAAAAGAAGAGAGGUGUUGGUGAACUGGGAGCAGGCCCAUGCUAGCUAGGCACACAUCCUUGGGAUAUUGGAGGAUGGGACAGAAAGCUGGGGAACAGAAGCUUUCAGCAGUAAGAGCGGGUACACGUCUUGGAUGUGACUGGAAAAGCCUUCACGAGGAAGUUGAGAUAAUGUUGAUAUAGGUUGAGCUUUUCUUUUCACCUCUCUCUCUCUCUCUCUCUCUCUCUCUCUCUCUCUCCCCCCUUCUCUUCUUUCGAAGUGGGGAAAAUAAUUCAAGCCUACUGAGGAUUCCAAAUGAAGGACCCACCAUGGCUUGACUUGCUUUGAUAUGCCAUAAAGAAAGGUGGCCAAAGGAAUUGGAAGAAAAGAAGAUGAGCCUGAAAAGCCCCAUUUUUUAGCUUGUAAUAAAUAUUGUGCUAGAAGGAGAUGAACUUGCAGUUGGCUGGGACUUGGAACGAAGCGAUCAGAUUAUAAUAGCUCUUCUGUUCUUCAGCUCUCUCUUUCCUAUACCCUUCAACUCUUCCAGACAUCGGAGUUCUACUUUCAGUGUAUUGGCUUCUAAGGAUUGUUCUUGAAAACACACUUGCACACCAUAAUUCCGUCUCGAUUGCCCCCCUUAAAGCGUCAUCUUUCCUCUAUAUAUUCAUGCAGUUUUAUAAUUUAUGUUAUAUAUUAUUGGGGGAGCAUAUGUAUGCCUCCGUACAAGUAUCCUUGUUUAUGCGAAUAUAACCAAUGUUAUUUCCAAAACACUUAAAGAUAUCUUCCA